AUGGCUGAGGAAAAGCAAAAUGUAGCCCACCCUCAGAGCUAUAUUAAUACACAAAUUCCUACACCAACGACAUUUGAUCCAUUAUGGCCAACUCCAGCACCAGGACAAUUUUUCCACAGCGAUCCAAGAAAUCCUAAGAGGAUACCAGAAUCGAAGUUCACUAAAUUCGGUGAGCAAGCAUCCGAGAACAAUAUUCCUUGCUCAGCCUAUACAGAUGAUAUAUGUUAUCAGCAGCAAGAAAAAUUGGGUCCUGAGAAUGUAUCAAAAUGCUGCCAAAAAGGUAUCUACCUUACUGAUGUGUGUAUACCAGGGAAAUGCUCAAAUCAAACUACGCAACUCUGUUGUUUCCAGAAAUUUCUGCAGGCACGUUAUGCUUGCUGUGAAGAUGACGAACAGUCACUUGGUCCCGCUAGCACUACAGAUUUUAGUAAAUGCUGUUUCGAUAAUUUUGUGAAUGAGGAUGAAUGCUGUGCUAAGGAAGUUGCUGCGCUUUAUUGGCGAUCUGUGCAUGAGGUCUGCUAUCCGAAUACGAAAGUUGACUACUCGGGGAUAAAAAUGGAGGGGGGAGGGGAGCAGAAGGAGGGAGCGAGGGAGAGGGAUAAGGGGAAGGCUUUACUCAGAGAUUGUGGGUAG
Messenger RNA from Strongylus vulgaris, 633 nucleotides. The record is from the annotation of a GenBank genome assembly. Lineage: Eukaryota; Metazoa; Nematoda; Chromadorea; Rhabditida; Strongylidae.